CACUUUGUGACUGAAAAACUGCCCUACUCCUCUUGGAGUUGUUGACAGGUGUGAAAACUCUACCAUCUGGGGAAGAAAGAAAUCUUUGCCUUGUGACUUGUGAAACUUCCUUUCACUUUCACACGACUAAUUUCAACGGUUGUUCAGACUCCAGCCCCAGCAGAAAUGUCGAGUGGGCCAGUAGUGGACAGCAGACACACCACAGACAUCAAAGUAGUGAACUUCUCCUAUCAGUGGACCAUCAGUAACUUUAGCUUUUGCACAAAGCAAAUAGGUAAAUGCAUUGAAAGUUCAACUUUUUCAUCACAGCAAAAUGAUAAACUGAAAUGGGGCUUACGACUGUACCCAAAAGGGAUCGAUGAAGAAAGCAAAGAUUACCUUUCCCUAUAUCUCAAAUUGAUCCAAAGUCCAACGAGAGAAGUGCUGGCAAAAUUUAAAUUUUACAUUCUGAAUGCCAACGGAGAGAAAACCAAAGAGAAGGCUAGUCACCAACCAUAUCGAUUUGUGCAAGGCAGGUACUGGGGAUUCAAACAUUUCAUUCUUAGGCAUUUUAUUUUCAAUGCAACCACUGACCUUCUCCCUGAUGACAGGCUUACUUUCUUUUGUGAGGUUAAAGUGGCACAAUAUUCCAGCAAUAUUUCCUGCCAAAAUACCAUGAAUACUCUGAAGGUUCCAGAGUGCUGUUUGGCAGAGGACCUAGGAAGUCUGUGGAAGAGUUCCUGGUUCACAGAUUGUUGUGUGUGUGUGGCUGGCCAGGAAUUCCAGGCUCACAAAGCCAUCUUAGCAGCUCGUUCUCAAGUUUUCCAUGCCAUGUUUCAACAUGAAAUGCAAGAGAGCAAAACUAAUCGAAUAGAAAUCAAGGAUAUGGAACCUGAAGUUUUUAAGGAACUGAUGUUCUUCAUCUAUACUGGAAAGGCACCAAACCUCAGUGCAAUGGCACCUGAUCUGCUGGCAGCUGCAGACAAGUAUGGCCUACAUCUCCUGAAGCUCCUAUGUGAGAUCGACCUCUGCAAAAACUUUCCCAAAGAGAAUGCGGUGGAAAUCCUCAUUUUUGCAGACCUCUAUAGUGCACAUCUGUUGAAAACCUUUGCAAUGCAUUUCAUUAACUAUCAUAUUUCAGACAUCCGGGAGACCUCCAAGUGGAAGGCAAUGGUUCAGUCACACCCUCACUUGGUUGCUGAAGUGGAUCGCUCUAGGACUUCCAUGCAGUGUAAUUGCAUACACCCCAAUGCAAUUGUCUGAGGCAGUAUUAAGAUGCCACCUCGCCCAAGGCUCCAUGUAUCUUCCCAAACCUGUGGCUUCCUUUGCUAGCUCUUAACCCUGAUUACGCCGGGCAAUCUGCUGAACUUUCACCUGCUAUGAAGAAACACUGAAGUAUCCCUCUCUAGGGACAGAUGGAACCCCCUCUUAUGCUCAUCAAAAGGGGGUAAGGCUUUUACAUUUUAAGAGAAGUUUAAUUUGGCAAUGUCCUGAGAGUAUAAUUUAUAGACCAUCAGAAAUAUGUCUUUUAUAAUACCGUACCCACUGAAUGUUUCAAUGCUAAAUUCAAAUUAACACCAAAACACCUAGCAGGCAGAUAUACAAACAUAUGGAGUGAAGCUGCACUCAGGGAAGGGAUCAUAGAUACACUCAGAAUCAGCUACCGCUGGGCCCUCACUGCUCAAAGUGGCUUUUAUCUUUUUGUCUUUUUUCCUAAAUAAAAUUU
Molecule: messenger RNA, 1705 nt
Organism: Cavia porcellus (domestic guinea pig)
Lineage: Eukaryota; Metazoa; Chordata; Mammalia; Rodentia; Caviidae
Product: speckle-type POZ protein-like
Exons: 1
Coding region: 166-1242 (358 amino acids)
Biological process (GO): proteasome-mediated ubiquitin-dependent protein catabolic process; regulation of proteolysis
Cellular component (GO): cytoplasm; nucleus
Molecular function (GO): ubiquitin protein ligase binding
Source: RefSeq, a predicted model, not a curated record